This is a messenger RNA of Lithohypha guttulata, 1050 nucleotides long. RefSeq lists its product as uncharacterized. The coding region runs from base 1 to 1050 and encodes 349 amino acids. Lineage: Eukaryota; Fungi; Ascomycota; Eurotiomycetes; Chaetothyriales; Trichomeriaceae. The record is from RefSeq and is a predicted model, not a curated record. The transcript is spliced from 2 exons.
AUGGCUAACAGCAGCACCAAUUCGGAUGACCCACCAGUGUCAAAAGAAGUUCCUGGAAAGGCGCGGAAUACCUCACCGCUACUUGCAGACAGUGGUUCAUCGGCAUCUUCAGGAGGUGACUCUGAGACGUUUUCCCUCGAUGAUACGAUGAGAGAUUUUCCUGUCCAUUUCGACCGAACCUACCACAAAUACAAGGCAGGCAGCUACCCUUUCCCAAACGAUGCUCAGGAAGUAGAGCGGAUGAACGAACAGUUUUGUCUCAUUAGGGCUGCACAUGAGGGCAAAAUGUUUAUGGCUGACAUCAAGGAGCCAGGCAACAUAUUGGAUAUUGGAACUGGUUCAGGUAUUUGGGCUAUCUCCGUAGCUGAUAACAUAUUUCCAGAUGCUCAGAUCACGGGCAUUGACUUGUCACCAAUACAACCUCAUAUAGUCCCACCAGGAGUUCGGUUCGAGCAACAAGACUGUUCAGAGUUGGAUUGGUGUCGACCAGCCGAUAGCUUCGAUUUCAUAUUCAGCCAAUGCUUGAUGGGUAGCUUGAAGGACUAUCAGCAACUUCUGAUCACGGCUCGGAAGUAUCUUGUUCCUGGAGAAGGUUGGAUGGAAUGCUGCGAGGUAGAUAAUAUACCUUCUUGUGACGAUGGAACUAUGCCUGAAGAUUGGCCUCUCAAGAGAUGGUCGGAAUGGAUGGUCUACGCCACUGAGCAAGGCGAAAGACCUCUCAGGAUAGCCCCGUUUGUCAAGAGAUGGAUGAUAGAAUCAGGGUACGUUGACGUUCAAGAAGUGGUCGUCAAGAUUCCUCUAGGAGGCUGGCCAGCACUUCCACGCCUUAAGAAGCUUGGCAAACGUUUUCACACCCUGGUUCAUGACUCUCUACCUGCUGCAUCGUACAAGACCUUUAAUGAGGUCAUGAAAUGGGAUAGAGCUAAGAUCGAACUGUUCUUGGCUAGUGUUAGGGAAAUUUACGGCAGAAGACCCUCAGCAGAUGAGGAGAGACAAAUGGGUCGGAUGGCGCCUCCACCUCCGCCUUCGCAACGGAAGGCGAAGACGUGA